This is a messenger RNA of Leptomonas pyrrhocoris, 588 nucleotides long. RefSeq lists its product as hypothetical. The transcript has a single exon. NCBI's taxonomy places the organism in Eukaryota, Euglenozoa, Kinetoplastea, Trypanosomatida, Trypanosomatidae. Bases 280 to 588 code for a protein of 102 amino acids. The record is from RefSeq and is a predicted model, not a curated record.
GCAUAUCCACCCGGACGAAAGAAGCACACAUAUUUCUUUGCAGGUCGCUAGCAAGGUAGCUUUAUUUAAAUGUUAAAAAAGAAAUUUUUUGCGGUGCCUGUGUCUUCUCUCUUCCCAAUCAAUUCCUCGCCUCUGACCAACGCACGAGAAAACACCCUUUCCACUCUCCGCGAUCACCUUGGCUGCUUCAGAUAAGUCGUGGUGACUCCUCUUACUCUCUCCUUCGUGACAACACCCUUUUCCGGUUUGAAAAGGGAGGAAGGUAGCAAAGAGCCAACAAUGGGCGGCAAGGCGAAACCAACGAAGCACACGGCGUCCGAGACGGCGCGCAAGAACCACCUGGCCACGACGAACAUGGGCGGUGGCGCGGCUGGGCUGCAGGACCGCAAGGGCGGCGCUGCCGGACACUCCCGGUUCAUCUGCAAGGUGUGCAUGGCGCAGGCGCCGGACAUGAAGUCAAUGCACGCGCACUACGACUCUCGUCACCCGGCGGUGACCUUCAACGAGUCGGACUUCGAUGACCUGCAAGAGAAGUUCGGUGGAACGACAAAGGGUGUUGCCGUCCAUGGCAGCCUGAAGAAGAAGUAG